UUUAUUUCGGUUGCUUACUUCGAGCCACAGUCUAGAUUGUCUGGUGGUCGCGUGUGAUUCCCAGUCCCAUCAUUCCUCAUGAGCUCAGUCAUCCGGCCCGAAUCUGCAUCCGAAAAUAGUUGCGUCCAAGUCUAAUUCUUACGCUGGACGAAAGAACAUAUGACCAGGCGCCAUGGCGAUAUGGCCGUUUGGUCGGAAGAAUAAGCGGCAUACUGUCCAGUUGGAUACAGUUGCUGCGGCUGAUGUCCAUCUGCCACAAGAACCUCGCCUUAGCCUCGACGAUGCCAAUUUGAGAAGGAAACCUUCCCGCAAGAAAUCUAAACGACAAAAAAACAGACACUUACAGCCUGCUGACGAUCUCUCGGGUCCUGUUCAAGAUGCACCGCCUCUCUCUUCACAGCCGACUCUAUAUCCUCUACCUACGUCACAUAGCGAGCGGGUGAAAGGUGCACGGGGCUCGUCAGCCCGAACUGGUCUGACUCUGGAUGGCUAUAUGUCUCGUACUACCGUCGGUCAAGACCAGCCCUCACUGUCCCGAAAUGCGUCUUUGCGGAGACAAAACCGUUCUGAAACUGGGCCCGCGGUUCUGAAGAAAAAGCUAAGCAAGCGAAAGGCCUACGAGAUCGCCAGGGAGCGAGAAAUUCGUCUAAUGUCCUCAUCUCCCAUUGAUAUACCUCGUCGUUCCACUACCUUGCCUUGUGAACAAGGAUCUGCCUAUACCCGGAGAGGGCCUAGAACCCAGAGUCGUCGUUCAGACCGACACUUUUCUGACGUCAGCCUCCCGCUUCGCGACUCUGCAUCCUCACUAUCAGAUUACUCUGAAUCAUGCACGUUUAAAGUUAACGGCUUCGCUGCCUGGACUCCCCGUCCUGUUAUCCGCUAUGUGGAGGCUCCUCGUGUUCCCACAGCAAGAAGUCUAAAACCAUCUGAAGCGUCAACUCGGAGAGAAACGGCCACAGCUAUUUCCGUUUCAGAGGAUAAUCUCCGCUCGAAGAAAAGAGUUGACAACUUGGCCGACGACCUUGAUGCAGGUGCGUUGAGGGAGUUGCUAGAAAGAGAUCGCCGACGAAGGGAAAGGAAGAAAGCCGAAGAGUAUGAAAAACUCCAGCGCAAACUGCAGCGCGAGGCUGAGCGCCAAAGGUUGGAGGAAGAAAUUGCUAGUGGUUCUCACGACCACCAAGGUGAAUCGCAGGACAUGGCUGAAUCUCAGCGAGGUCGGUCGAGUGCCGAUUACCCUGCUGAAUCUAGAGAGUGCAUUGCUGAAGAUGCAUCUGGAUUAAACGAGACAAGACACAAUGCUCCCGGGGUUUCAACUGGUUCAUGGUUACGGGGUCUUUCUAAAGGCACCGAACGGAGUGACCGUCAAUCAUUCGAGAGCGUCCAUGUUAUUGGUAACAUUGAUGAUAGCUCCAUCCGGGAGCGGAGGUUGGGUAUGCGGCGCAGCUUCGCUCCAUCGCAGGAGAUGGGUAUGUCACGCAGCACUCUAUCGCCAUCUCAUUCACCGACAAGACGCGAGGUUUACAGUCCAACGUCCUCACAGGCAUACAAUCUUGGCAGGGAAUCUACCUCGGAUGUGUCCAGAACUAUUGACUCGGAGCGACGGCUAUCCGAUCAUAGCAGUGGGCGCGUGAACACAAUAACCUCCUUAUUUAGACGUGGUAGCUCACGCCUCAAGCGGCGCUACCGCGAACGUUUCCAAGACCGUGGUUCAGAAUUCUCGUCGAACACAUCGCAUGAAUCUUUCUUCAAGGUUCCGACACAGUCCUCAGGGCCUCCUCCAUAUGUCCCCCCAAAAACUUUCUUACAUUCCGGUUCAGUGAAACGUUCCCAAUCUAAAUUCAGGGAACAUUUCGGUGACGAGCCCUUAUCGCCCCCUGACUCACGGCUACAAUCGCCCGAUAUUCCUGAGGAGCCCUUUGAACAGUCUGAAAUGGAAACUGAGAAAUCUGAAUUGCAUGAGAAAACGCGGUAUCCAAUUCCCGGGUCUGAUUCGGAACCUCAGGAUGCUCGUGGAAACCGUCACUAUUCUUGGGGCGAUAGCAUGGAAGGGGACGCCGAUAACAUUCCUCUAUCUCAAUCGCUGGCAUCAAUAGAUUCAGAAGGGUCUUGGAUGUCAGGCCAAUUCCUUCGUCGUAUCUCUCAGAGGACGAGCACCCCAGCCCGACCAAGCCUUAGCUCCUCAAGAAACAGAUUGGACGAAGAACGUGAAGAGCCACCUAAGGAGGAAGAGAUCACGGGUAACGAACAACUUGUCAAGUUUAGUACCAACCACGAUGAGACUACCAGAGCCAGCCACGUACUUGGCGAGCAAGACAACGACUUUGAAAUGGUUAAUGCACCAGAGCCGACUGAGGAGACCUGGCAUGAUGAGAUUGCAAAGCGUCCUGUGCUUGUCAACCCAGCAGUCCGGCCUAAGUCGAACGAGGGUCUGCUCAAUAAUGUUCAAUCUAUGUGUGCGAUAUCCAUGGAAGAGGAGUUCAGUCCUAUCGAAGAACAUCCAGCUGAAUUUUAUUUUGAGACCAACGAUGACUAUGACGGCCGCCAUGGCCAUUAGGAUAUUACCACUGCAUCGGGCAGUUAACCCAUGGCCAAACUUGACUGGGGCCUUAUUACCGAGCCUGACCUUGGUAAUGUGAUGUUCAUUCGCCGUCCUUUGAUUUUCUCCUUGGCGUUCUUUCGU
Messenger RNA from Aspergillus caelatus, 2680 nucleotides. RefSeq lists its product as uncharacterized. The transcript has a single exon. The record is from RefSeq and is a predicted model, not a curated record. Lineage: Eukaryota; Fungi; Ascomycota; Eurotiomycetes; Eurotiales; Aspergillaceae. The coding region runs from base 173 to 2554 and encodes 793 amino acids.